GCAGCCAACAUUCAGCUCAUAACCACACACAGAUAACAGCGGAAGACCGGGACCGAGUCUCUGAAUAUCGAAGUCAAGCGAUGAAGCCUGGUUGUGUUUCUAAGUUCCUGGUACUAUUUUUUAUCCUCAACAUAUCAAAGUCUAUGGCCAAACAUGACGACGAUCGAGGCUUUAAAGGGGAAGCGGUGACGGGGAAAGCACAUGUGAGCAUCAGCGACUCGGGAAAGAAGAAUGCAAACGACAGAAGUGUGAAUAUCAGCGUCGGAAGUGUGAACAUCAGCGUCAGAAGUGUGACCAUCAGCGUCGGAGAUGGAUCGGUCUUGAAGAGUCCGCUGACCACAGUCUUCCUCCCCAUCGUCUACAUCAUCGUAUUUGUCGUGGGUCUGCCUGCCAACGCUCUGGCCCUCUGGGUGUUUCUAUUCCGGACAAAGAAGAAGAACCCGUCCUCCAUCUUCAUGGCCAACCUGGCGCUGUGUGACCUGCUCUUUGUCAUCUGGAUCCCUCUGAAGAUCGCCUACCACUUAAACGGCAAUAACUGGAUCUACGGUGAGGGUCUGUGCAAGGUCCUGGUGGGGUUCUUCUACGCCAACAUGUACUGCUCCACCGCCUUCAUUGCCUGCAUCAGCAUUCAGCGCUACUGGGGUGUCAUCCAGCCAUUGUCCCGGCAACGAAAGGACAACACUGUGAGCGUGGCCGUCUCCGUGUUGAUCUGGCUGGCGGUCUGGGUCCUAACCACGCCCCUCUUCCUGUACGACCAGACGGUGAGGGUCAGCAACAUGGACAUCGUUACGUGCCAUGACGUCACCCUUCGUAGCCAGAGGGAGUUGGCGGCCGGCUACUUCCUGACCAUGGGCAUCCUGGGAUUCAUAGUUCCGGCGGCGGUGUGCAGUGUGGCCUACGUGCUGAUGCUCAAGGCCCUGUGGAGCUCCAUGACGGACGAGGCCAUCGCCAAGAAACGACGCAAGGCGGUGCUGCUGAUCAUCACCGUGCUGGUCAUGUUCCUGGUGUGCUUCAGUCCCAGUAACAUCAUGCUGCUGGUGCACUACGGCCUCCUGCUGGCCCAGAGGACCAACAACGGCUACGGCUUCUACAUCAUCACCCUGUGCCUGGCCAGCCUCAACAGCUGCAUCGACCCCUUCGUCUAUUACUUCAUCUCGGAGGACUUCCGCAAACACAUACGGAACACGCUCAUCUGCCGCAGCCAGCGCAAGGCAGAGCGCAUGCGCGUGUCUUUCAAUGCACUCAAGAACUCCAAGAAGUCCAAGAAGAGUACGUACAGCUCUGACAGCUCUGGGAAGACCAAGAGCAGCAGCUGCUGACCGUGGGGGGGCGUGUUGGACUUGGCAGGUGCUGCCUCACAACGCGACACACUUUUUAACGUUUUAACAAGAGCUUGUUUUCCUAUGAAUGUGUAUAUUCUGUGAAUUAGAAUUGCUUGUUUUUAUCUGGUCCUUGGUGUUGCUUAGCCUGGCGCCGCCCACCCAACUACUUCCGCUCAAUUUUCAUUUAACUUCAGUACUAGGUCUGGGUCUGCUUAAUAUGAACGCGUUCCAUGGAAACCAGAUUUCUGGCGGUCCAAUCAGCGAACAGAGGGAGUGGCUGAGAACGAUGACGUCUAGGUCGCGCGCCAGUUUCACUUGUAGUCAGAGACAAUGGAGAAGAAUACGAGAGAAGCUAUUCGGUCUGUGGUGGUGUGGUAGAAAUUAAUGAUUAUAUUCUAUGGUAAACUAUGAUUAUUAUUAGGCCUGUAUAUCUAAUGGUAGAAAACAUGUAAAGCGUCUUGGAUUUUGAUCCAGGGCUGGUCACGAGGCCUGGGAGUCUUGGGUCAGAGCAGGGGUUGGGGCACAACCCACCAGGAGCAGGAAGCUACUGAGACAAUGCAUGCUGACUCCACUUCCUGGGUCCUAGAUUAUCUCGGUGACCAUCUGUUUAGAAGUAUUUGUGUUUGAUUAUGUGUGGACACCGAAAAAACAAGAAACUGCUGAGUACUGUGCUAUUGUGUGUUUAAGAAGAGGCUGGAAUCUGUUGACGAGGAGUGAUUCUGACAGACCCACCCGGCUGUUAUCGUUGUUGUUGUACUUCACGAUAAAGUCUUUUGUCAAUACUUGCUCCGGACCCCUCGAUUUCUUUUACUCUCUCUCUUGAAUUAGUCUGAGUGUUUUAUAUCUCGGUUAUAAUCUACAACAUAAUUUGGCGUCGCGACCAGGACUGAAAAGAGACAGCCCAACUGCCGGGCUGCAAGGCGGGGCGCGGACGGAUCACACAACCAAGCGCACAAAAUUAAUCUCGGUAAGUUUGGCUUACCACUCAUUUAAUGGUUGGUUGAUCUGUUUUUGCCCCGUCUGAACGCUUGGUGAACGGGUAAAGUGUCUCUUCAGUCAAACAAACCUAAGUUAGAGAGAGAGAGAGAGAGAGAGACGGGAGCUCCGGGAGAGAUUGACAUGCGCGCGCACAUAGGCCCUAGGCGCUCUGUGGUUCUAAAUGACCAAGAAGCUUUGUGGCUCCAUAUUUUGAUACGAGUUGUUGUUAUUUGGUGAUUUGAGGUUUUGGUUAAAUAGACCUACUAUAAAGUCCUGUGGCUGUAUUCUAGAGGAUCGAAUUAGUGGGAAAGUUCCAAUAGGACACUACAGGUCCGCAGGUCGGUUGAAGUACCUGUUGGAUGUCUGAGAGUAUCCCAGAGAGCUGGGUUGGAAUUCAUUGCCGUCGAUGAAUUCAUUUUUAUUUGAGAAGGGCUUCCUUGGGAUGCCGACUGGUGAAUUUUAGGUUCUUUGCUUGGACCAGUUGGACUGCAGUUCCUGCUCCAUGCGGGGAGAAUUUCUAAUUCCGGUCUUGGCAUCUUGAGAAAACGGGCUUCUCGCACUUUUGAAUAGAUAAGUUUCUUGGUUGGAGUACCGUUUGAGUUGGUAUUUUGAGGAGUCUCUUGUUUGUUCGUGAUCUGGUCGAGUGUUUAUGUGUUCAGCCAUUAUUUUGAAGGAAUAGGCUAGUUGUUUGAAGCAUCGUUUGAAUGAGUUCAAUGCCCUAAACGUGAUUCAAUUGAGCUGCAGAUGUUGGAUCUGGAGGUGGGGCCAGUCUUUAAUUCUGAUCUUGGUGCUUUGUGGCAAUGGUUCUUGUUUGAAAUUCUGGUUGAUUCAUUAUCCAUCCGACUGUUCAUGUUUUAACCAAAAGGCCAGUUUCGACGCUCGGUCAACCUUUUAUUUGUAAUUAAUUACAAACAAUUCUGACAUUUUUCAAUAUAAUAUAAAAAAAUGUAUGAAUCAGUUUAUUGUCUGUAUUUAAGUCGUGUUAGGAUUAAGUUACCUCUGAGAUUUUUACGACCCGGUUUAUUUUUUGUUGAUUCUGUCAUAACUAAAUUAGGCGGACAGAGAAUGGUUAAUUUUUUUGAAGUAGUUGAUAAUCAUAAAUAAAUUAGACGGCUAGAGAAUAGUUAAUUUGUUGAAGUACUGAAUAAAUUUGUAAAUCUUCUUUGACUUAAACAUUAUCGCGCUGACUCUAACUGCAUGUGCAUGAGUAAAACACGGGACGAGCAGGAGCAUGCAGGCCAGGUUUAAAAAUAGAUAACAGUGAAGGGUUGGGGCCACAUUCCAAUCUUCAGUAGGGGAGACGAGCGCCUGGGAAGAGUUCACAUUUGUAGCUUAGAGACAAUAAAGUAUUUAAACUAACUAGUAUAAUAAACUCAAAUAAAUUGUAUUAAUAAAUAGUGUAUUUCAGAAUCAAUAAAUAAAAUAAAUAAAGUAAUAAAGUAAUAAUUAAAAAUGGCACCAACAGCGGUAGAAGUUUUGAGUAGAGACAAUCCACUCCUCAGAAAUUAGAUAAAACAAAUUUCUGAGAAGUGGGAGAAGCGGACAGUUAAAUCAGGCACAAUAUGGCCCGCGGGAGGGACUUUUGAUCCAACAAUGUGUAGGGACAUGGAGGUAGUAAUAAGGAACUACAAACCUAAUAGAAGUGGUAAAAAAGCCUUGGAAAAGAGAGACAGGGAAAAGUUAGUGCUAGCUUUGUUCGAAGAGGAGGGAGAGAGGUGCGCGCAUUACAACGGGUGGCCAGAAAAAUAAUCACAAAGGAAGAAGAGGCUCAACCUUUGCCUCUGAAGCUUGAGCCACCGCCGUACAAACCAACUAAGAUGUAUCCACUGUUAACAGGCAACGUAGAAAUUAAAGGGGAAGUCACACUAGAUGAAGGAGAUAAUAAAUGUAACACACAGGGGAAUAGGGGUGCACCCAUACACAUGGACUGUUAUGAGGGGAUUAGGAAAGCAAGGGAAGAGUGUAGCAAUGCUGACAUUAGUUCUAGUGAGAGUGAAAACGGGAAUGAAGAAGAGGGAGAGGGGUCUGGCUGCAGACAUCCACCCAAACGCUCCAGACAUCCACCCACACGCACUUCCGCUGCAGACAGAAACAUCCACCCACACGCCGGAAAUUGCGUGCUGGUGGAUGUCUGGAGCACGAGUUGCACAUUAUUCAACAGCGCCCCCUCGGGUCACACUUUCCGGUGGGUCGCAGAAUUCGGUGUAACAACGGGACUCACUGCACGAAGAUGUGACGUUCGGCUCAGCUGCACUUGGAGGUUAUGGUAGGUGACUAUUCAAAACACAGCGAUACAAUUAUAAAUGCACGAGACUUGCAUUUCUUUACCGAUCUAUUAGUUUCAUUAAGUUUAGAUUUUUUCAUCAAACAAAUAACAGAACGUUACACCAAUAUGAAGCAUUUGUUGUUUUAUUCCACACUGACGGUGGCAAACGCUAGCUAGGUGUCAUUUUUGCAAGAUAGGCAAAUGUUUUUUGUAAACGUUGUGUAGCCUAUAGUCGGUCUUGUUAAACGAUUUUAGAGAUUUGUAGAUGUGUUGGGAGCAUAAACGAUUUUAAUAUUUGGACUUUUGACAGUCAUCUGUAGUCCAAAACAGAGUUAAGUUGUAAUAACAUAAUUACCACGAAUUGAAUUGACGCAGUUCGUUUCGCUUUAACUAGAGUUGCACCUAUCAGCUGUUCAUCUCCGCAGCGGUGGCUGAGAAGUGUGAUAUCAUUCAAUAGACAAAAUCGAUCGUUCAAUAUUCGAUCUGCCUGUUUAGUUCAUACAAUCUGUUUAUAACUAAGAGAUCAUAGCACUUAGUUCAGUUAAAAGGGGUAAAAGAGAUGAAAAAUGUAAUAAAACUGAUAAAAGUUAAUGAAUUACUGUUAUGUAAUAGCCUACUAUCCUGUCUCAGAUUCUAAAUGUUCAAUGUCCCCCAGUCAAUAGGGUGCUGGGGCUCAGACAGUUCAUAAAACAUAUAAUGACAGAGAGAAACAGAUGUAAAGUACAGUAUGAGGUAGAAAUAUAUCUCAUCAUUACUUAUAUGCCAAUAAUAGUUAAAGUUGAUGCUCUGAAGGGACAAUAAUUGCUGCACACCCCUAAUAAAUGUUAAGUUUUUCUAUUUCAGCCUUUUUCGUCUAGACUACAACCACUACUGAAUUACCGGCCUUUAAAUAGUUUGCUGUGCUGUGAGAAUUUAUCGUCUUUGAUCUUAAUUUUUUCUACAAUUACAACAUCAAUUGUAACAUUUUUUUUCUGUCUUUUGUAGAUGCAUCACUCGAUUUUUAGGGAUGAUUCAAAGCCAGAAGUCAAACGCUGCACAACUUGCUGCACACUUUUCCACUGCCCCCUAUGCCCAACUUUUAAACCAACCGUAAACACGAAGCUUCAGUGCCACCUGGAAUCCCACAUAAAACAUUCCAUUACAUUUAAAGGUGAUAUAUGUAUGUGUGUAGAAAGAAUAUAAGAAUGUAUGUGUAUGUGUCUAUAGACAAUAUUUAUGAAUGUUUGUCUGCUUACUUUUAUAAGUCACUGACUUAUUUUCCUCUAUAUUUUGCCUGCAUUGAUCUUAGACACAAAGAUCAAUGAUAAUUUCCCUGAAUCUUCCACCAUUCAGUCAUGACAAUAAUCUUUUGUAAAGAAUGUGCCAUCCUCCUAGGUGUGAUGGUCUUUCAUUAUUUUAAGUAUUUAAAGAGGACCAAAUUAUUCUGGUGUUCAACUCACUCAGUGUUCAACAGUUUCAGGUCCUCCUCUCUGUAGACAGACUUACCCCCUCCAGUUAUGUUUCCCACCACAGUGCCGUUGUUGUCUAAUUUGAUGUGUUAUUAUCUGGAUGGGCUUGUCUGCAGUCCGGGGUGUAGAACCUUACAGUUCCAAGUCUUAGUUUAAGUAACUAACUGGUUGCAAAAAUAAUAUAAUUGAAUAUAAAAUAA
Messenger RNA from Gadus chalcogrammus (walleye pollock), 6214 nucleotides. Its product is annotated as proteinase-activated receptor 2-like. The transcript is spliced from 2 exons. The record is from RefSeq and is a predicted model, not a curated record. Gene Ontology annotation, biological process: blood coagulation; phospholipase C-activating G protein-coupled receptor signaling pathway; thrombin-activated receptor signaling pathway. Lineage: Eukaryota; Metazoa; Chordata; Actinopteri; Gadiformes; Gadidae. Gene Ontology annotation, molecular function: thrombin-activated receptor activity. Gene Ontology annotation, cellular component: membrane. The coding region runs from base 81 to 1319 and encodes 412 amino acids.